Molecule: messenger RNA, 2301 nt
Organism: Patiria miniata (bat star)
Lineage: Eukaryota; Metazoa; Echinodermata; Asteroidea; Valvatida; Asterinidae
Product: alpha-1A adrenergic receptor-like
Exons: 1
Coding region: 365-1732 (455 amino acids)
Biological process (GO): G protein-coupled receptor signaling pathway
Cellular component (GO): membrane
Molecular function (GO): G protein-coupled receptor activity
Source: RefSeq, a predicted model, not a curated record
AGUGCAACCACAAUGCUAUUAGUUUUCUGCGAUCGAAAGUGCCAUCACCAUUUCUAGGCGAUGAAAUUAGCGAUUAAAAUUAACAAAAAAAUAAUUAUCUGCUGAACGGUUUCAUGGAGUUCCAUGGGCACAGCCAAUAUCCGAAACUACUGCCAUGGACUAGCAGUUCUAUAGACAGCGGACUGUUAAUGAAAGGAAGACACUGCUAUUGGCCGUCAAGGUCUAUAUCUUUCCGUGGUCACAAGUGGAGUACAUGUACACCGAUAACUGGCUAUAAAAUCGAUGGGCUCUUUGUAAUACAGACGUUUUGGAGUGCACUCGUGUUUGAAGGACGUCUGUCUAUUGUGGUAAACGCGUCCUCCACAUGUACCAAAACAAAACUGAUUUAAAUGUGCAGGUCAAGCGUUGGUGUUUCCUAUAUACCCUACAUGUUUCGUUGCUUAAACCGUGUGGAAACAGAAAAGCAGCAUUUCCUGUUAUGAAUCAGAUUGUCAGUGGAAGCUGGGUGAGCCUACACGCGAUCGCAAUGGAUAACUUAACAGUAGACGGUAGCUUUUCGAUCAUGUACUCGUGCCCCAAUGAUGUUGUCUGCCUGUUGGAAGUGGUGGUUGUCAUCUUGGUUUCGUCUCUCAUCUUGCUUUCCAACACGGGCAACUUGGUGGUUCUGCUCUCGACAUCGGCUUUUCGCAAUAGCCACGGUUAUUUGUUAAUAUCUCUGAGCGUGGCGGAUUUUGGCGUGGGUUGCGUGGCGACCCUUUCCAUUUACCCGUCCGCUACAUUGCAAGGUUCGACCGAUUCCUGGCCAUACGGCGACGCGGCAUGCCUCAUCGCGGCCUACGCCGGCCAGCUGGUUCUGAUGAAUUCGGGUCUGGGUUUGAUGCUCCUCAGCAUCGAGCGGUACAUUGCCGUGGCCCACCCCUUGAAAUAUGCCCGGUUGGUGACUAAAAAGGCCACUACCAUCGCCAUCGCGUUGUGCUGGCUGCUAACCGCCUCGGUGUUCUCGACAGUUUUCGCCGACCUCCCGCCCCACUCGUACGCCCCGCAGUUCUACGUCUGUCAGUCGUUAACAAAGGUCCCGGUAUUCACUCUGUUGUUCAUCUUCGGUGCUGCGCUCCCCAGCGUGAUUGUCGUGCUGGUCACAUCGGCAAUAGUCAGCAGGAAGCUGAAGGAGAGUGCCCGUCUACGAGCUGCCUUUGUACCCGCCAUCACGCCAUCAUCUGCCAGCCAGGACUCCAACUUGUCUGGAGGUACCUCUCAAAAAGCCGUCAGACUAUCCCGCACGAUCAGAAUCAUGACCAUUGCUGUAAUACUGCAUAUGUUUCCGUUUCUGAUCGUAAUCAGUAUCACCGUAUUAAGUGACACGAAGAUUCCUCAGGUGAUUUCAUUCGCUUCAUACUGGUGGAUGAUCGCCAACAGUUUCGUCAACACCAUCAUCUAUUACCUGAAGACCACCAAGUUUCGAGAAAGAGUGAACGAAAUUGCCGACAAACUCUUACCCCAUUGCUUUAGGAAAAUCGAUGAGAGGCUAGUCUGCACCUGCAGGUGUCGGAAAAGACAAAGUAGUUCUACUCCCUCAUCAUCAUACGAGACUCCAGAAAAUCAAAAUAUGGAACUUGUUGCGGUCAGGAAGGACCAAGGAAACGGAAUCGAAAACGGUGGAUUUCAAGACAGCAAAACCUCCCUGGCAGAAAAUCAAACAGAUGAAUCUCAAACGGCAGUCAACCGUCUUUGAAUUAUAAACACGCGGUCACAUGCUUUACAUCAUGUACUUUACUUUAGACUAUUCACCGAUAAAGUUCCCAUUCGUCCAAUACGGUGUAUAAUCCCUCCCCUCGCAGUGUCUUUCCUGCGUUUUAAUGCCCUCCGACCUAUACAUGUAUAUAAUUAUAACCAUGCCCAACUCUACCCUGCCCUGAUGCCCCUACCUACACCUAGUACCCUGCUUGAUCUGUUCCACCAUGUCCUGUCCUGUCCUAGCCCCAUCCUUCCCCCAUCCCACAUUACCCACAAACCUAUACUACCUAAACUCCUCGAGUUUUUUUAUGACUGUACUGCAGUUUACUGGUUUAGUAUUGUGUAUUUGUGUAUCGUGAAUUAAGAGUAUUGUUUGUCAGUUGUCAAGAUUGUAUAAUUAUUGAACGAAUUUGUGUACCCCUUUCUAAUUAACAUACACUGGGAAAUAUGUCAUAACAAUAACAAAUAAAUGAAUUAAUGAACGAUUUUCUAAAUAAUUGGAACUAGAACUACAAAAUAGUGAAAACUCCACUUAUUUUCUGAUUAUGUUGCUGUUCACAGGACUUU